CUCAUUCUUCACAACCCUUCCUAUCUCUCUCUCUUUCUCUCUUUCUUAUCAGGUAUAUUGUUUACAACUCCUUAUCAAUUAUCUAUGAUGGUGCAACAGUUUCAUCAUCAACAUCAACUAACGGUGAAGAUGGAUACCAUGUUGAUGAGGAAGAAGGAGAAGGAGAAAUCAGAGAAGAACAAAACCACCAACAUGGAGAAAGAGAAGCUUCAAUUUCAAAUACUGGACUUGAGUUGCUUGUCCUUGAGCUCUCUUCCUAAACCUUCACUUGAUUUAGCUACCAUUAGCAAAUUGGACCUGUCUAAUAACAAUCUUCAGGAAAUACCGGAGUCGUUAACAGCGAGAUUGCUGAACUUGGAGGAGUUGGACGUGCGCUCCAAUCAACUCACAUCUCUUCCCAACUCCAUUGGCUGCCUCUCAAAGCUCAAGCUCUUGAAUGUUUCUGGCAACUUCAUUGAAUCCCUCCCCAAAACCAUUGAGAAUUGCAGUGCCUUAGAAGAACUGAAUGCCAAUUUCAACAAGUUGAGCAAGCUGCCAGACACAAUUGGGUUUGAGCUCAUAAACCUCAAGAAGCUCGCAGUCAAUUCCAACAAGUUGGUGCUCCUUCCAAGCUCUACCUCUCACCUAACAGCUCUAACGGUUCUCGACGCACGCCUGAACUGUCUCAGAGCUCUCCCCGAAAACCUUGAGAAUCUCAUCAACCUAGAGACCCUCAAUGUGAGUCAGAACUUCCGGUACCUGGACACACUCCCCUACUCCAUAGGGCUCCUCCUGUCCCUGGUUGAACUGGAUGUUAGCUACAACAAUAUCAAGACCUUGCCUGACUCCAUUGGGUGCCUCAUGAAGCUCCAAAAGCUAAGUGUGGAAGGAAACCCACUUGUUUCACCUCCAAUGGAAGUGGUGGAGCAGGGGCUACAUGUGGUUAAGGAAUUCAUGUGCCAUAAGAUGAACUCAGAACAUAAAAUCCCAACCAAGAGGUCAUGGAUAAGGAAACUGGUUAAAUUGGGGACCUUCAAUGGAUACGAGAGAAGAGGGAAACGAUCAGAACACAAAGGUAUCGACAUGCUUCAGUAUCAACCCAUCAAUGGUCUUGCUACACCAGGCUUCUUGGGGAAGUUUUCACCUCUUCGCCUAUUCUCACCCCGCCGUUCCUUCAGUCGAGAAGCAACUGAAUACUUCUGAAAAUCCCUGUCUGUUGAAGAGUUUUACUCAGUGUGUUGAAUUCUACAAUCAAGCGUGUGAUAUAUAGGAAUGGGGACGAUAGCUGGUUAGGUUGUAUGUAUCAGAAUAGGAGAGUGCAUGUAUAUGAUUUGAAAAUGGUUGAGUGGUUUGUGAAACUUUGUAUGCCUAUUUAUAUAAAGUAUAUUCAGAUGUUAAAUUAAUAGCUGAAAACAAAAUAAAAUGGGCGAGUCUAGUUUUUUCUUUC
Molecule: messenger RNA, 1426 nt
Organism: Lotus japonicus
Lineage: Eukaryota; Viridiplantae; Streptophyta; Magnoliopsida; Fabales; Fabaceae
Product: plant intracellular Ras-group-related LRR protein 6-like
Exons: 3
Coding region: 85-1182 (365 amino acids)
Molecular function (GO): protein binding
Source: RefSeq, a predicted model, not a curated record